Fulvia fulva is the source of this 717-nucleotide messenger RNA. RefSeq lists its product as uncharacterized. Bases 1 to 717 code for a protein of 238 amino acids. The record is from RefSeq and is a predicted model, not a curated record. Gene Ontology annotation, molecular function: carbon-sulfur lyase activity. The transcript is spliced from 2 exons. NCBI's taxonomy places the organism in Eukaryota, Fungi, Ascomycota, Dothideomycetes, Mycosphaerellales, Mycosphaerellaceae.
AUGACAGAAGCCAUCACUCACAUUGUGCUGUUCAAAUACAGACCGCACAUCACCUGGACACAGUUCGAAGAACAUUUCUCGGCUUUCACCGCUCUCAAGACCAGAUGCUUGCGAGAUGGCAACCCGUAUAUGAAGUCUAUGCGAAUGGGAAAGAACCGCAGCUGGGAACCAUGCAGCAAAGGCAUGGCCCAUGGUUUUGUUCUGGAGUUAGCAAGCCAAGACGAUCUGGACUAUUACCUCACGAAGGAUGAGAUCCAUGCCGAGUUUUCGCGGAACGCGAAGCCUUUGAUUGAGGAUAGUGUGGUCGUGGAUGGACAUUCGAGAUGGCGUGCCCGUCCUGGCUCCUGCCACUGUGGCGAGAUGCGCUGGACUGCAAAGCUCGAUAAAGCAGAGCAUGUUCUGUGCCACUGUGGGACCUGCCAGAAGCUCGGAGGAGGUCCCUACAGCUGCAACCAGAUCAUUAGCAAAGGGGACCUCAUCAUCACGAAAGGUGAGCUGAGAGUCUAUACCUACCAAGGUGCCUCCGGCAAAGAUGUGCGCUGCUUCUUCUGCCCAACAUGUACCAGCCACAUUUACCACCACCAUGACGCAAUGCCAGAUAAAGUCAUUGUGCGGACGUUGCUACUCGAAGGUGGCAAUCACAUGCCGGCGAAUGGUGAGAUCUUCGCGGAAGGAAGGCUGAAAUGGGUCAAGGACUGGACGUUGGUCGAAAGGUAA